UCUCUCUUUCUCUCUUGUCUCUCUGAUAUGUCAUAGUUAGUAGUAGGAGUUGCCGGGAAAAAUCUUUUUCCGAUCUCGGCGUAUAAGUCGUCCUCGGAGGGGAAACCAGGAAUUGAAUCAAAUGUGAUGGGAGGCGGUUUUUCGCGUCUCUUCCCGUGCGUCAAACCCGCCGAUCAAACCCACCAAGCGGAUUUGGUAUUCACAGCUUCUGAACCUCUCGAUGAAACCCUAGGCCAUAGCUUCUGCUAUGUUCGCUCUUCUUCUCGUUUCCUUUCACCUUCACACUCAGACCGUCUUUCACCUUCGCAGUCUCUUCGUCUCUCCCCUUCUCAUGACCCCAAAACCACCUUGUUCAAAUCCAUCUCGGGCGCUUCCGUCAGUGCCAACACCUCUGCUCCCAGAACUGUCCUCCAACAUGAUCAUAUUUACGACGAUGCCAUUGAAUGUUCCGCCGGUGCAGCUCCAAAAUCCAGCACGGUCUUCAAUGGCUUCGAGAGUACUUCGUCUUUCACUGCACUCCCGCUUCAACCAGUACCUCGCGGUGGCGUUGACGCUUCUGGUCCGAUCGAGCGGGGGUUCUUCAUGUCCGGUCCUCUUGAGAGAGGCGCGCUCUCUGGUCCGCUCGAUGUGAACGCUGCCUCGGACGGCGACCGGGUUCACUUCUCAGCUCCGCUCGGUGGCCUUUACGUAAAAAGGAGGAAAAAGAAGGGUAUUUCGGGUAUUCGAAAAGCCUUCUCCCGGAAUUUCUCAGACAAAAAGAGACCCUGGGUUGUCCCUGUUCUGAAUUUCGUCGGCCGGAAAGAGGGUCAUGCGGCGUCACAGCCGACGACGACGGCGGCGGCUUAUGGUGGUGAGUUGGAGGUGAAGAAUGAUAGUGUACAGUGGGCCCAUGGGAAGGCCGGGGAGGAUCGGGUUCACGUGGUGGUGUCUGAAGAACACGGGUGGCUCUUCGUCGGGAUCUAUGAUGGCUUCAAUGGUCCAGAUGCGCCGGAAUUUUUAAUGGGUAAUCUCUACCGUGCUGUCUUUAAUGAGCUCCAAGGAUUGUUUUGGAAGAAUGAUGACCAGGACUGCUCGAUAGCUACAGCUUCUCAACAAGAAGGAGGAGAGGGCAGAGAUGGUAUUUCACUACCUGAAUCGAAACCGGAACCGGAACCUGACUCGUCUUCUCAGGUGGCGAAUGAUCCGCAAGGGUCGGUAAAGCGAGUGACGUUUCAGCAAGAGCAUCACAGUGGAUCUGUGAGGAAGCGUCUUUGGGAGUUUCUUGCAGAAGAGAGCGCAGAUGAUGGGCUCGAUCUUUCUGGGUCGGACCGGUUUGCGUUUUCGGUUGACGAUGCGAUUCGAGUUAGUAAUGCCGGUUCAGGCAGAAGAAGAGCAUCGCUGUUGUUAUCGAAGCUGAGAUAUGGGUUCUCUAAGAACAAGGAUGGUGGGCAGAACAGAGAGUACCCAUGGAGUUAUGAUUGGGGAGAGAAAGAAAAAGUUCAUGAGGUUGAGAACAGAGUCAAUGAGAGAAGUUGCAGGAGUUUCAGGAAACGAACGGUGGGAUCCAUUGAUCAUGAAUCUGUUUUGAGGGCUUUAUCGAGGGCUCUUGAUAUCACUGAGUCUGCAUACUUGGACAUGACUGAUAAGGUUCUUGAUCGGUACCCGGAGCUGGCUCUGAUGGGUUCGUGUUUGUUGGCUGUGUUAAUGAGAGAUGAAGAUGUGUAUGUGAUGAAUGUGGGUGAUAGUCGUGCGAUUGUGGCGCAGUAUCGGUCGCAGGCCAUUGGUUCUAGUAGUGAUCAAAGGGUUGGGAAUGAUGGAGCAGAGAUGGAGGGUAUAGUGGAAGAGUCCAGCGUUGUGGGUAGGGUGGAAAACAAGGCUCCUGCUGAAAGAAUGAUGUUGACUGCGUUGCAGCUGUCCACUGACCACAGCACGAGCAUCGAAGAAGAAGUCUUAAGAAUCAAGGAGGAACACCCAGAUGACAACCAAUGUAUUGUCAAUGAUAGGGUUAAAGGUCGUCUAAAGGUGACGCGUGCAUUUGGUGCUGGAUUUCUCAAACAGCCUAAGUUGAAUAAUGCAUUACUGGAGAUGUUCCGCAAUGAUUAUAUUGGUACUGCACCAUAUAUAUCCUGCUCCCCAUCUCUUUGUCACCAUAAACUUGGUCCCAAUGACCAGUUCUUAGUCCUUUCAUCUGAUGGUCUAUAUCAGUAUUUUAGUAAUGAGGAGGUUGUUUCUCAUGUUGAGAGUUUCAUGGAAAAGUUUCCUGAUGGAGAUCCAGCUCAACACUUGAUUGAGGAGCUUCUGUUCCGUGCAGCCAAGAAAGCUGGAAUGGAUUUCCAUGAGUUACUGGACAUCCCACAAGGGGACCGCAGAAAGUACCAUGAUGAUGUUACUGUUAUGGUUAUAUCACUUGAAGGAAGAAUAUGGAAGUCAUCAGGAAAAUACUUAUGAGAUGUCUAAGUUAAGUCCACCUUAGUGACCUCUUUGGGAUAUUGAGCCAAUUCAGCAUAUGAUGGAUCUGUCAUCUGUCAUCCAAUUUGGCAAGUUCCAUUACCAGACCCAUUUUCAUGGGUUCCAUAAAG
This is a messenger RNA of Telopea speciosissima, 2558 nucleotides long. RefSeq names its product protein phosphatase 2C 29-like. The record is from RefSeq and is a predicted model, not a curated record. Gene Ontology annotation, biological process: protein dephosphorylation. The coding region runs from base 127 to 2427 and encodes 766 amino acids. The transcript is spliced from 4 exons. Lineage: Eukaryota; Viridiplantae; Streptophyta; Magnoliopsida; Proteales; Proteaceae. Gene Ontology annotation, molecular function: protein serine/threonine phosphatase activity.